Molecule: messenger RNA, 2175 nt
Organism: Lampris incognitus (smalleye Pacific opah)
Lineage: Eukaryota; Metazoa; Chordata; Actinopteri; Lampriformes; Lampridae
Gene: tgm5l
Product: transglutaminase 5, like
Exons: 14
Coding region: 1-2061 (686 amino acids)
Biological process (GO): peptide cross-linking
Molecular function (GO): protein-glutamine gamma-glutamyltransferase activity
Source: RefSeq, a predicted model, not a curated record
AUGGCACAUAUGGGAGAUCUGAGGAUCCAAAAUGUCAACCUGCAACAAUCUGAAAACCAGGAAAACCACAGGACGCAGGGUUUCAGCAGCCCCAAAGCCCUGGUGGUCCGCAGAGGAGCCCCAUUCAAAAUCAUUAUGCACCUCAAUGGGAGACCCUUCAACCCCAAGACAGACAACCUCAUGGUGAAAGUCAUGCUAGGCCACCUGUAUUUGAGAUUGCCAGUCACCAUCUCCAAAGACGAACCUGUAUCCCGUUGGAAAGCUUACUUUAAACUGGAGGACCUCAACCUCAAGUCACCCUCCAUUUUCAUCUCCUCGCCGGCCAACGCCCCAGUGGGAACCUAUCGCCUUCUGCUUUAUGUGUUCUCUCAGAGCAGCCAGCGGGUCUUUGCGGUUGGCAACAUGAUCCUGCUCUGCAACCCCUGGUAUCCCGAGGAUACCGUGUUUGUGCCUUUUGAGGACCAGAGGGAGGAACAUGUUCGAAGUGACUCUGGACUGUUAUACAUGGGCUCGCCGAUGAAUUUGGUGUCUAGGCCGUGGUCUUUUGAUCAGUAUGAGCCUGGCGUCCUGGAGGCCUGUCUGAAUCUGCUCCAGGUCAGCCCUCAGCACACGAGGAACAGGAGGAAAGACUACCUCCGCAGAUCAAAUCCCAUCUACAUCAGCAGGGUUGUGUCGGCCAUGAUCAACUGUGAGGACGACCGCGGUGUGCUGAAAGGGAACUGGUCCGGAGACUACAAGCAGGGCACACACCCGUCCGCAUGGACGGGGAGCGGGGACAUCCUGACGCAGUGGGCCCGCUCCGGCUUCAGCCCCGUUAAAUAUGGACAGUGUUGGGUGUUUGCUGCCGUCAUGUGCACAGUCAUGAGAGUUCUUGGCAUUCCCUGCCGCAUCGUCACAAACUUCAACUCGGCUCACGACAGCAAUGCAAACCUGGUGAUUGAGGAGUUUUACAGCGAGACGGGGAAGAAACUGCCCAACAGUAGAGACAGCAUAUGGAACUUCCAUGUUUGGGUGGAGUGUUGGAUGACCCGGCAAGACCUCGGUUCCGGGAUGGAUGGCUGGCAGGUUCUGGAUCCCACCCCACAGGAGAGGAGUGGAGGGGUCUUCUGCUGCGGCCCGGCCCCGGUGAAAGCCAUCAGGGAUCGAUGUGUAGACCUGGUCUACGACAUCCCCUUUGUCUAUGCUGAGGUGAAUGCCGAUGUGCACACAAUCAUAAUGAGGCAGGGUCAGGUGGUGGGCUACAGUGUCGACUCGGAGAGGGUGGGGUCUCACAUCUGCACCAAGGCUGUCGGCUUCCCCAGACCCCAGAACAUCACUGCAGACUACAAAUAUGUCAAAAGUCCUAAUUCAUCACUCAGAUCCAGAAACUCUGUUGUGUCAGAGGACUCCACGUUAAGUAGAAGCUCGUCCCAAGGCGUGUCCGUCUCCCUGAGCCUUGACAAAAGCCCUGUUGCUGGGGAGCCUAUCCUCUUCACGGUGACGGUAACCAACAGGGAACCGGUUGCCAAGGUGAUCAAGGAGAAUCUCGAUGCCCAGGCCAAGGAAUACAACCACAGCCCCUCCGACACCUUCUGGGAGACCAACCAGGUCAUUAGAUUGGCACCGCUGGAGGUCACAUCCCUGCACCAUCAGAUCCCUGCAGCCGUGUGUGAGGGUCUGAUGGGAGACGACUUGGUGAACCUGGCGGUGGUCCUGGAGGACGAGGCCAGCCAGGAGCGAGUGUUGGCAUCAGAGGAGUUCAACAUCACCAGCCCGCAACUCAGCAUCCAGAUCGCAGAUGAGGACUCGAUCGUACCUUACAAGGAGCACAGCGCCUUUGUGUCCUUCACCAACCCGUUCCCUGAGGACGUGAGCGGCGUGCUGACCGUCACCGGCUCCGGACUCAUCCAGGGCAAAGUCCAUUUCAGGAUGAGCUCGUUGAGGCCUCGUGGCAGGGUGGCGCAGCGAGUCGUCUUCCUCCCCAAGUUGACGGGAACAAAGAUGCUGCAGGCCAGCCUAACUCUCACGAAGCGCAACACAGUUAUCAGAGGCUUCAAGAUGGUCUACGUCAAUCCACUUUAGAGACGGGCUGCUAUGGCUCGUUGCCUUUCAUCGCAUGUAUUUUUUGCAACAGAAGUUAUGCAUCGCUCCAUCUUAUUUAUAUACAUCCUGUCCGUUUAUAUACAUUAUGUCCGU